CAAGUCGAAUACAAUCACGGAAGUAAAUAAUACCCAAUCAUGGCGGUUGACGGGCGUAAACUUGGAGAAUCUGUUUAUAAAGGAUCAGAUGAUUUUCACAGUUUUCCAUGUUCACCCUGUUCGAAGGAAGGUAAAAAUGUUGCUGCGGCGAAACACUGUGUGGAGUGUGAUGAAAAUCUGUGUACAUCAUGUGUCAAUGAUCAUAACAAGUUUUCCGCCAUGAAAGGGCACCAGAUGUUGGACAAACUGCAACAAUCGAACGUACAGAGACCGCUGCUGCCGAGCCAGAGGUGUACCAAACAUGGAGGAAGGGUAAUAGAUGUCUAUUGUCCUGAUCAUGACACAGUCUGCUGUUCAACCUGUGUCGCUGUAGAACACAGUCUCUGUCGUGGCACACAGUUUAUACCCGACGUUGCGAAAGAUGUAAGAAAACGCAAAGACCUUCAGGAUCUAGAGUCCAAGAUGACGAGUCUAGAGUCUCGACUUAGUACGUUGCUUCAAAAGAAAAAAGUUGACUUAAAAAAGCUAAGACAGAAUAAAGAUGAAAUACUGAAAGACAUUCGAGUGUUGAGAAAAAAAAUUAAUGACCACCUUGAUAAGAUUGAACAAGAAUUCAUUGAUGAAACUACAGUACUAUUCGAAGUGGAAAUGCAAAAUAUUGAAGCUGAUGAAAAGAAACUUGAAAUAGUACUUGCAGAACUCGCUAGAAGUCAACAACAGCUAAAGGCAGCUAAAUAUGAAACCGAUUCAGAAGUAUUUGUUCAAAUGAAGACAUCAGAUACAAGCGUAAAGAAAAUCCAAGAUUCAGUUGACAAAAUGGAGCAGAGUGGACAUGUUCCAGAUUUUAAGAUAAAAUUUGAUAGGACCUUAGAGUGUUUUCAAGACGAAAUUCGAGUAAUGGGAAAACUAACUGAACUAUCACCCAAUAUUUCGAUGACGAUGCAGAGAGAAUAUAAUUGCAGGGUGACAGGUGACAACAGGUGUGAUAAAUUACAUGGAAUCUGUCUGACAACUAGGGGAAAUAUACUUCAGACUGAUUUGUUAAACAAGAAACUCAAACAGAUAAACUGCACUGAUAGCCUUGUAUCCUAUCUGAAAGUGCCUGGCUCUCCUUUCGGUAUUUGCCAGAUAAGCGACGAUCAUUUUGCUCUUACCCUGUUGUAUGAAAAGAAAGUUCAGUUUGUCAAAGUCGAUGAACAGAUGCGCUUGUUAAACUCAUUUACUGUUGGAGAUAGAUGCCGUGGAGUAUUGUAUAACAAUGGUGUUAUUUUUGUCUGCUGUGGUGGAUGGGAAAAGCCGACAGAAGGCCCAGGUCAUAUUGAGCUCUACAACGAAGAAGGUGUAUUACUGAGGUCAUAUUUUGAAUCCAUCAGAUGUCCAAGCGGUUUAGCAUUUUCCAGUAACGGUAAAGAGAUGUGGAUUGCUGACAGAUACAAUGGACUUAUCAUUAUGGAUAGCAACGGCUGUCUUCUAUCGAAGAAUACAUUUAAGGAAUUGCAACAGCCAGAGGCUAUCUGCAAGCUUCGCGACGAUACUGUAUGCAUCAGCAGUGCCAAGAGCGGUAACCUUGUAACCAUAGUUGAUGGUAAUGUAAACAAAAUUCUACUCACAAGUACAGGGAGCAUUUUAGCCAUGUGUUUCGAUGAAAAACGUUCACAGCUCAUAAUAUAUAUAUACGGUCAUGAGAAGAUCAAAGUGUUUGAAAUAUAUCGUUAGAAGACGUAGUUGUCGGUCAGUAAAACUCUUUCUGCCAUGAUAAGACAAUGCCUAAUACGGACUGAUAUGGUGAACUGUGAUUUAAUUGUAUCUAGCAAAAUUGCCGACAAAGAGUCUGCUUACCAGCUGCAUUCAAAACCCGUAUAACGAGUUCACUGGAAUACAAUACAGACUUGACUCUCGCUUAUGGUAAACAAAAAUGCUGUAUAACCUUAGGACGGCCAGCACAUAUUUAUGCAAUCUCGCCAGGCAUAUGUAUGUUUUUGACAACACAGAAAAUGACGUCACUCGACCUUCAGCUAUUUCCGGAAGUAAAUAAAAUGAAAGUAGAAAUGCUAAACUUGAAAACGAAAGCCGCAUUUUGAUUCGUAGAUAGUCAGGGUUCACGCGCAGGGGUCACCCCGUCUAAAUGUAUGCGCGUGGACUUCUUUUUUUUUUUUUUUGCUAUUGGGGAGUCAAUUUUCAGCACUUUAUUACGAAUUGAAAUUACCUGGGCUUUAGUACAGCAUGUCAGCUUUUAAUCUAUGAAAAAAUAUUUGAGCUCUGGAUAAACAGAAAUCCCACAGGGGUCCGUAACGGACCAAGGGUACAUUGAUAAUUUUGGAAC
Mercenaria mercenaria is the source of this 2323-nucleotide messenger RNA. RefSeq lists its product as uncharacterized. The transcript is spliced from 2 exons. Gene Ontology annotation, biological process: positive regulation of DNA-templated transcription. The record is from RefSeq and is a predicted model, not a curated record. Lineage: Eukaryota; Metazoa; Mollusca; Bivalvia; Venerida; Veneridae. Gene Ontology annotation, molecular function: zinc ion binding; ubiquitin-protein transferase activity. The coding region runs from base 40 to 1716 and encodes 558 amino acids. Gene Ontology annotation, cellular component: nucleoplasm; chromatin.